AUGUCUACCUCCAAAUCUUCCUUUCAUCCUGCUCUUGCUGUCUCCAACAUCAAGAACCAUGUUCCCGUCACUCUUGAGAUGGAGAAUGUCCAAUAUUCCACUUGGGCGGAACUAUUUAAGAUUCAUGCACGAUCCCAUCGGGUAAUUGAUCAUAUUAUUCCUCCGGCGGCAGGAACGGAGAAACGGCCUCAACAGGAGGAGGACAAAGGACUGUGGUCCACCCUUGACGCCACCGUUCUCCAAUGGCUCUACGCUACUAUCUCUCAUGAUCUGUUGCAUACAAUUUUGGAACCUGACACCACGGCGAUGGAGGCUUGGAAUCGCUUGCAUGAUAUCUUCCAGGAUAACAAACACUCUCGUGCUGUCACCCUUGAGUACGACUUCACUCAUGUCGACAUGGCCGAUUUUCCCAAUGUCUCUGCCUAUUGUCAACAUCUCAAAUCUCUGGCGGAUCAACUCAAGAAUGUUGGCUCUCAAGUGGCUAACGAUCGUCUAGUUCUUCAAUUGGUCUCGGGCCUUACCGAGCCCUACCAAGGUGUGGCGACUCUUAUUCGCCAACGCGACCCUUUGCCACAAUUUUAUCAAGCCCGUUCGAUGCUCACUCUUGAAGAAGCUGGCCGUGCUAAGAAAGCAGCCCAAAGUUCCUCCGCUGCAUUAGUUGCUCGCUCGUCCGAAGGUCACACUGAUGUUCCUGAUAAUUCCUCUUCCCACCGCCAUAAUAGUGGUGAAAAGAGGCACCACAACCGCAAUAAUAAUGGAGGCAGAUCUCGCGGCAGCCAUGGUAGUCGUGGCGGCGGCAGAGGAGCUGGCAGUAGCGGCAGUCCUGCUGGCCGUGGUGGUCAGCUGGGUGGCAGCAGCAGUCGCGGCAGCACUGGGCAGCAUUCAACGGUGCAACACUCUCCACAAUUUUCUCCUUGGUCUGGCGGACAACAGUGGCCAUGGCUGGCCUCUUGGGGUCCUUGGGCUGUCCCACCAUGCCCAUAUUCGUCAACCACUUGGUCCUGA
This is a messenger RNA of Solanum dulcamara, 1005 nucleotides long. RefSeq lists its product as uncharacterized. The coding region runs from base 1 to 1005 and encodes 334 amino acids. The transcript has a single exon. The record is from RefSeq and is a predicted model, not a curated record. NCBI's taxonomy places the organism in Eukaryota, Viridiplantae, Streptophyta, Magnoliopsida, Solanales, Solanaceae.